AUGCGAGAAGUAAAAGUGGGCGAUACUGUUUUCGACUUAGAUAGUGAUGCUCUACCAUUAGAAGGUUAUCAAGAGAUAAAACCAAAUGUUUAUUCUAAUUUAUAUCCUAGUGAUAGUUCUCAAUACAAAGAAUUCAAAAAAGCUUUAGAAGAAUUGCAAAUUCAAGACAGUAGUUUAAGUUUGGAAAGCAUUGAUUCUCAACUAUUAGGGCCUGGUUUCCGUUGCGGAUUUCUAGGUUUAUUACAUCGGGAAAUUAUUUGUGAAAGGGUUCAAAAAGAAUAUGAAUUAGAAAUUAUUGUUUCUCCUCCUAGUGUUACUUACCAAAUAGUGUAUGCUAAUGAUGAAAUUUUAGAAACUAAUAAUCCCCAAAAAAUACCUAGUAAAGACAAAGUAAAAAGUUUCAAGGAACUCUAUAUUUCCUUAGAUAUCACUACUCCUGAAGAAUAUUUAGGAGCAAUUUCUGAAUUAUGCCAAAUACAUCAAGAUUUUGCUUAUGAUCGAGCUAAAGUGAUCUGUGAACGCUUGAAAACGACGCUUAAUAAACAGAAUUUUUCGGUACCAAUCCAGGCUUGUAUUGGUAAACAAGUAAUUGCUCGGGAAACUUUACCAGCUUUGAAAAAGCAUGUCACUGGUAAUUUAUAUGGAGGUGAUCGAACUAGGAAAAUGAAGUUAUGGGCUAAGCAAAAAAAAGGCAAAAAGAUCGGUAUGACUCAAAUUAUUCAGAAAGAAGGAUAUGAAGCAUGUCAGUUGGCUUUUGGAGAUUGUCCUGAAAAAAAACUUAAUAAACCUUUAAAAGGUCAUUUGAAAGAUAUUUCUCCUAAGAGAAACGUGCGAGAAAUAAGAGAUAUGACUGGAUUUGAACAAGGUUCUUUAAUUGAUUUAGCUCUUUUUAAAGAAGGUGAGGAAGUUAAAAUUACUGGAAAUUCUAAGGGAAAAGGUACUGCGGGGGUAGUUAAAAGGUAUGGUUUCAAAAUUGGAAAUAUGUCCCAUGGUGGCGGCUAUCCUCAUCGGUUAAUCGGUUCUAUGGGCGGUGGUAGAGGUACUAAUCAAGGCAUCCCGAAAGGUAAAAAGAUGCCAGGUCGGAUGGGUAAUGAGAAAGUUACGCAAAAGUCUGUAAUAGAAAAAAUUGAUAAGGAAAAUCAAAUUAUUUUUGUUCGAGGAGCAGUUCCUGGAAUUUCUAGUUUACUAGCACUUUUUGGUCUACUGCUAGUUUUUUAUGGGAGAAAGUUUUUUUAUUCACAAACUACUUAUCAACAUAAAGAAGAUUCUGAAAAUGAAUACGAAAGUUUUUUGAGAGGAGAAUUAUUUUGUCCUCAUUGUGGGAGAAAAGUUAUUGAUGUCAUCUUAGAUUCUAGUAUUAAAUCUAAGAAAAAAAUUAAGAGAUAUUUUCAUUCUGAGGGUGAUUUGUUUUGCCCUAGAAUGACAGGUGACCCUCCUCCUGAGUUACCAGAUGAUCCUCCUAAUCCUUCUGAUAUUCCUAACCUACAAGAGGAAAAAGUUAAAAAAGAGGUUUUGGCGAAAAUAUUUUUGUCUGAAACUGAAAUUUUGUCGCUUCUUUCUUCAGUUCCUUAUCAAGGCGAUAGAUAUGUAAUUAAUAGUUUUGAAGAAAUUCAAGACCGCGACAAUGAAUUAAUCAAGCAAAAAGUAGUUAACAUUUUUACUUCUUUGCCAAGUUCAGAUCAGGAGUUCAAAAAAAAAUAUAAUCAAAUCGUUUCGGAAAAGAAAAUAUUUCGGUUGAUGUCGAUUAUUCCGCGAAAAACGGAUGGAAGUGUUGAUUGGAUAAAAUUUCAAAUUGAAUAUUUCAAAUCCACUACUCCUCAAACUGUUGAAGUAGUGGAAGAAUAUUUAAGAAAUAGAUAUAAUCCAAGUGUAGAAAAAUGA
This is a messenger RNA of Ambispora leptoticha, 1881 nucleotides long. The record is from the annotation of a GenBank genome assembly. NCBI's taxonomy places the organism in Eukaryota, Fungi, Glomeromycota, Glomeromycetes, Archaeosporales, Ambisporaceae.